Mercenaria mercenaria is the source of this 6125-nucleotide messenger RNA. Its product is annotated as integrin alpha-2-like. Gene Ontology annotation, molecular function: integrin binding. The coding region runs from base 2274 to 5552 and encodes 1092 amino acids. Lineage: Eukaryota; Metazoa; Mollusca; Bivalvia; Venerida; Veneridae. Gene Ontology annotation, biological process: cell-cell adhesion; integrin-mediated signaling pathway; cell-matrix adhesion. The record is from RefSeq and is a predicted model, not a curated record. The transcript is spliced from 21 exons. Gene Ontology annotation, cellular component: integrin complex; external side of plasma membrane.
CAUGCAGACUCUGUUACCAUAUACACUAUCACCUUAACUUAAUGAAAAACAUUACAUAUGAAGUUCUUAUUUGACCUCUUUCAAUCGUGAUCUGUCUCAGACGUGUUCAAAACUUCAGUUGAUUUCAUUCAGUGCACAAAGUGACUGCGAGAGCUAAAAUAAAAAUCGCAACGAAUAGCAAGUUAAACUUGAUGCACCAGCACCAGACUUGCUAUGUAGCAUCUUGUAUUGAUAUCUCACCAAAUUUGGUAUGGCAUCCUCUUAACUUCCUUUGAUUUCACAAAAGGGUUUCAAUUACUUCUCAAACAGACAAUAUGCCGAAGGUGUUGACAGUUUUAUGGAGGAUGAGGAGUCUACAUGUGGUACCCUCUCUUCUUUGAUAUACACUCCAGUCGCAGGCUGGAUGUCCCUCCUUGGUGAUAACGUUUCCUGUAGAAAUUCACUUUCCGCAUUCAAGUGCAUUCGAUCGCCGAAGUCAAGGAGUCAUGAAUAUACCACACGAAUGGAUCUGAGUGACUGGAGCCUAUUUAAGGUAGAUUUAUCACCAUAGAGAGUUUCGAUGAGUCUAAAACGGUCCAUCCUACUCGUCAUAUGAUAAUUGUAGAGCCAUUUCUCCAGCUGUAGUCGCCGAUCACGGCUUUAUUCCAGUAUAAUUAUGGUCUAUAUCCUCAACCUCAAUGGUAGUACUUGGCAACAUCCAGUGUGGACAUCUACGCCAAGGGUAUCCAUUGAUGCCUGUGCUUUCUCGGCGAGGUUGCACUCGCUGCAGGGUUGAUCAGUUCAGCGGCUCAUUUGAUAUCUAAAUGUUAACGCUCUGAUUGAUAAAAGCUGUUAUUUAAUGUCUCAGAAACUGCAAAUAAUUUGACACCGAUCUAGAAGCAGAAGUUCUUGCUCCAACGGCGGCUAGGCAAAUGGCUAAAAGAUGUAUUAAUAACUUACGUACAUUCAAGAAAUAUUUAUGAAUUUAAAUGAUUAUACAGUUAUAAUUUCUUCGCCAUGUAAACAUAUGUACACAUUAUAUAGGUAAAUACACAAUGUAUAGACAUGUGUUUGGACCAGAUCGAUGAUCGAUGACAUGUAUUGAUUAAUUAUGAUUGAAUUUCCGCCACUGAAGGGGAGUACGCACCGUUGCUGUCAAUCAACGUAACGUCAUAUGAUGUGUUCACAUGGAUACUAAUUGUUUUUCAAUAUAUGUUACAUUUACAAGAAUUUGGAUUAAUUUUCGAUACAUGUAACAAUUACGUGACAACGGAUUAUUUUUCACCGCUUAAAUUUUGAAACGGAGCAGCGGUAGAGUAAAUACACUUCUUUGUACAUAACUAAUUGUAAUUACCUUGCGAAUAAAACCUGUUAUUUAUUUGAGUACAUAACUAUAAACAAAAGAUCGAACGCAUUCGGUUUUUUGUAGGCGCUUGUCCACAUAUAAACAAAUGAAGUACGGAAGCACAAACGACGUAGAAAAGUAAUCAUAUUCUUAGAAAAAUCGGUAAAACUAGCCUGAAAACCUGAAGCGGGCAAACUUAGAUUUUUAAACACAGAAAUGAUAAGGCGGACAGGUGUUGUGGUACAAAGUUGAGGCUGACCACGUAGUUGUAUGCGACCGUUCCCGAAGUUACAAAUACUGACAUUGUUUACAUUUGUAUGAGUGAGAAGUUAUGAGUGAUCCUUUGGUUUUAUUGGGGUCACAAUAGUCAUUCUGUCAUGUUUUAUGCCGACUAAUUAUACAUGUAUGCAUCAUAGCACAGAUAUGCUCGCGGGAUAGAUAAAAACAUACAUCAUCCCUACCGUGAACGUUGUGUUUUUCUUAUUUUUUAUAUGAGCUUCAAUUGUUUUUGAGAAAGCAUUGGAUUUAAUUAUUACGUUCAGCACUCGUGAAAUUUUAACUCAAACGCGUGUGCAGCAGUAGAGCUGUCGUUGAAAUAAAGAAAAAGACUCCAGCAGUGAGAACUACAGAAAAACGUUGCAAUUUGCUGAAAGUUUAGUGAAACAAAAGCGAUUAACUUCAAGGAACUACAAGCAGAGCUGUUUCAAGAAUUUGCAUCUUGCUAAUGUUUAGCAGAAACGUAAAAUAAUACUAUUAAUAAAACUGUAUAAUAAUGCAUGCAUGUAUUUGCUAGGAAAUUAAAUAAAUGCUACGAAUAAAUGCAUAAUUACUAUACGAAAACUAGUGUGCUCUGUGACAAACAAGUGUGACAUUUCUCUUAUGUACCGGAAAAUGGUUUAUAAUUAUAGUUGACAUUUGGAACGAAUUUUUAACUAGCAUAUAGAGCAAAAUGGUUCUUCAGAAAAUAUCCAUGAUGAAAUCGGAUUCCUUGACAAUUUGUAUACAUGCACGUGUAAAAUAUAUAUUGACUAGUGCUUUGUUGUUUCUACUUUGUUUGGACGGUGCUUUAUCGUUUAAUGUGGAUACCAAAAAUGUUAAAGUUUUCCAAGGUCCAGCUGGAAUAUAUUUCGGAUAUUCUCUUGCAAUGUUACGGAAUAUACAAGGCAAUUGGCUUCUUGUUGGUGCACCGAGAGCCAACGAUCCUCUUCAACAAGGUAUCACAAGCCCAGGUGUGUUACUGAGGUGUCCGCUAGAUGGCGACAGUGUCCGCUGUGAGGAGGUGGUCGUAGACACUUCAGGGAAUGUAAGAGUGGCAGGGACAUUUUAUGGUGUAACCAAAGUUUUUGAUCACGAUAAAAAUAACCAGUGGCUUGGCGUGUCGGUUGAUGUAGCUCCAAAUAAUGACAGAUUUGCUGUGUGUGCGCACAGGUGGAAAGAUUCGAAGUUUGUUAUGCCAAACGACUUACUGUACAUGCAAGGACUGUGUUACGAGCUUGAUGCAGGAUUUCAACUUCCGGCCAGACUACUUCCGGUCUUGGUAGAUUACAAUAGUCUCGUGCAUCGGCAGGAACGUUAUCCAAUAUGGGCUUACGGUGCUCUUGGACAAGCUGUUGAAUACACAAAGAAUGGCGACGCUUUAGUGAUGGGGGCACCUGGUCUAAACGAUUGGCAAGGAGGUUUUGUAAUUGAGGACAACUUUCGCCGAAACUUCACCGUUCAGCCCCUAGCUGAUGACCGAAAGAACUGGCUGAUUGGUUACACUGUGACAUCUGCUCGUUUGUAUAGGACAAAUACAAACUAUAUAAUAGCUGGAGCACCUAGAGCUAACCUCAAUGGAUCUGUUUUUAUGUUUGAAUAUAAAAGUGACAGGAUUCUAAAUGAGCCCCUGAUAGGAGAUCAGCUAGGGAGCUAUUUUGGUUCAGUCUUGUGUGCCACUGACAUAAACAAUGACCAGUUGGAUGACAUUAUUGUAGGUGCGCCGUAUUAUUCUACCAACAACACGGAGGAAGGGAGGGUGUACGUCUACAUGAACAGAGGCUUGUUAAAGUUAGAGUUACAAGAAGAUAGAAUAAAUGGUUCCACAUCAAACCAGGCUCGGUUUGGCAGUGCUAUAGCUAGUAUAGGGGACAUCAAUAAAGACUCCUAUAAUGAUAUAGCUAUUGGAGCCCCGUAUGAGGCUGAUGGAGCCGGAGCAGUGUAUAUAUAUAAUGGAUACAGUGGAGGUCUGUGGCCCAGAUAUACACAGAGGAUUCUGGGCUCCAGUAUACUACAAGGCAUUAAAUCAUUUGGAGCUUCAUUGACCCCUAGAUCAGUCAAUGAAGGUGAAGUAUUUGCUGUGGGUGCCUAUGAAACUGACAAUGUUGCCAUUCUGCGGGUAAACCCAGUGGUUUCCAUGAAGAUAAUGAUGUACGUCAGGCCAAACAUCAUAACAGCUUCAAUGCCAUAUUUAGAUUUAAACACCUGCUUUAUAUAUACAGGAAAUGCUGCUACCUUGCAGUCAACAUUGGAUAUUACAUACACUAUGCUGGUAGAUACAACAACCCCGGAAGGGUCAGUGCGGGCAAUAUUUGAACCAAACAAAGUGCCGUAUAUUUCACGGGCACUCCAAAUCAAAAAGAAUGAGCAUGUCUGUGAUAAUAACGUUAGAAUUUAUGCACCGUAUCAGGAUAUCUGGCGAGAUGUUGACGUCGAGGUACGAUAUGGCCUUGACCCUGCUACAGCAAGCCAGUGUGUCCGAAACUGCCCAAUCCUGGAGAGAUUCAAUGGUAAAGAUCCACAAACAAGCACACAAGAUGUCUUCAGAAAAGUGAUACAGUACGACAAACAGUGUGGUGAUGACAAUAAAUGUGACACUGGGUUGACGCUGAAACUUCUUCCGCUCACUGAAAGUGGUCAUAUUGUAACAGGACGUGACAGGAAUCUGGAUGUGAGAGUCGGGUUGUUAAACAAUGGAGAAAACGCAUACAAUAUAAUCAUGGAUGUUGUAUUGAUGGGGAACUUUUCGUCCACUAUCAGGACAAAGGAUACAUUUGGGGAGACAAUCGUUGACUGUGCUUUACUACAAUAUGAUAACAGUGACCCUGCACUGGAGAUGGCCAUACAUCGAUGUCGUGUAAGAAAACCGUAUCCUCUAAAAACCAUGGAGGAAGUGACAUACACGCUGCAGAUUCCGCUGGAAAAUGAAGCCAAGAUGACAGAAUUUGAAGCAAACUUCACUGUACGGACAGAAGAUCAGGAUGAUCAUCAGGCAUCACAAAUCCUAAAGUUACCUGUCAAGUCAGAAUAUGGACUUCGAAUCGAAGGUAUAUCUGGUCCGGAACAGGUCACACUAAGUGUACAACAGACAUCUGAAGACUGGACACCUGUAGAACACAGAUAUUCUAUCAAGAAUUUCGGGCCGAGCCCACUAGAGAAUGCAGAGAUUUUGGCCUAUGUUCCAGCUAUUAUACAUAGAAAAGACCCACUAGUUACAAAUAUAUCUGUCUGGUUGACCACGUAUGGGACUGAUCCACCAUUGAAACAGCGAUGUUACGAGGUUGUAGGUGAUGAAGAUAUUCCUAAUACUGAAUCAUCUGGAGGUUACGCCAUCAGUGUGGACUGUUCAUCAUUUCCGUGUCAAAGAUUUUCCUGUAAUCUUUUGUUGUUCAAAAAAGAUGAAUCUAUCCUGGUAUCUGUGAAUGUGUCUGUAAGUCGGCAGAUUCUAACAAGACUGCAGGCUAAAGACACUGUGAGACUGGCAUCAAGAAUUUCUAUACCAGAAGUAAACUUUGGAAAGUCAUUGGACAAAGAGGUUGAGACGAUGUUCCACAAGACGACAAACGCCAUGGAAAGAAAGAAGAUCUCAAUACCAAUAUGGCUUAUUAUUGUCUCUGUUGUGUCGGCAUUCCUUGUUUUACUGGUUAUUGUCGCCAUUCUUAUCAAGGUUGGAUUUUUCAAAAGAUCAAAGAAAGAAGAAAUGAAGAGGUUAAUGCGGCGCAAUUCUUCCCCAUUUUCUGAUACAAACACAUCGAAUGAUACGUCAGCUAGAGCGAAUGGUGCAUCAGAUAGCUCUCGUAUAAUGAGCUCCAUAGAAGACAGUGACGGCUCCACAAAUCACGAAGCCCAUUUCAAUCCUGCAACUGAUCCUGCCAGUAUUGACCAGCUUGAUGGAACGCCGUCAAGUUAUACAGAAAAAAAUUCAAACUUUUAUAAAACAGACUCAAGUUUUGAUUCUGGAUAUAAAUCAUGACAUUUUUUAAGGAGAAACUUAUAUGUAAUAUAAGUGACUGUGUUUUGUGUACAUAAUAAAUCCGAGUUGUAGUGUUCAAUUGUACCUCGUUUUGUAAAUUUUGUUUCAGAGAAAAUGGAGAAAUAAAUGAAUAAUUAUCAUAAAAUUUUAUAAUUAAUGUUUCAUGAAGUUGUUUAAAAAAAUCACUUUCAAAGCAUCAUCUUCAUCUAACAAAUAUGUCAUAAUACUCAAAACGUUUUCAUGGUAUUUUCCGAGAAUUAACCUUAACGCUGCUAUAUUUUUAAAACUGACUAGUCCAUCACUCAAUUUGGACAGUACCAUUUAUUAUUCGAAGGGGUGUUCAGUGAAAAUUUACUCACUGAAUAGCAAACAGUGCAGACCAUGACCAUCUGUGCAGGCUGAUCUUGGUCUGCACUGGUCGCAAAUCCAAAAUCACUUGCUGCCAGCAGGCUAAAGGUUAUAUUGUGUAAAUUUGAUGAAAGUAUGUAGGUCAGAUGUUGAUUAGAACUUAUAAUGACAUUGUUUUGUAAAUUACUGUAAUAUUUUUAUAAUAAAUCUGUAUAAGAAAUCCUA